Talaromyces rugulosus is the source of this 393-nucleotide messenger RNA. RefSeq lists its product as uncharacterized. NCBI's taxonomy places the organism in Eukaryota, Fungi, Ascomycota, Eurotiomycetes, Eurotiales, Trichocomaceae. Gene Ontology annotation, biological process: translation. Gene Ontology annotation, cellular component: cytosolic large ribosomal subunit; ribosome. The transcript is spliced from 5 exons. Bases 1 to 393 code for a protein of 130 amino acids. The record is from RefSeq and is a predicted model, not a curated record. Gene Ontology annotation, molecular function: structural constituent of ribosome.
AUGGCGGCCAAGACACACAUUAAGAUCGUGAAGAAGCGCACCAAGCGCUUCUUCCGCCACCAGUCCGACACCUUCAAGUGUGUGCCUGCAGCAUGGCGCAAGCCCAAGGGUAUCGACAACUGUGUCCGCCGUCGCUUCAAGGGCACCAUUGCCAUGCCAUCCAUUGGUUAUGGUAGCAACAAGAAGACCCGCCACAUGAUGCCCUCCGGCCACAAGGCUUUCCUUGUCCACAACCCCAAGGACGUUGAGCUCCUGCUCAUGCACAACCGCACCUACGCCGCCGAGAUCGCCAGCGCCGUUUCGUCCCGCAAGCGUGUCGACAUCCUCGCAAAGGCCAAGGCUCUCGGUGUCAAGGUCACCAACGCCAAGGGCCGUGUCACCACUGAGUCAUAA